Astrephomene gubernaculifera is the source of this 2414-nucleotide messenger RNA. NCBI's taxonomy places the organism in Eukaryota, Viridiplantae, Chlorophyta, Chlorophyceae, Chlamydomonadales, Astrephomenaceae. The record is from the annotation of a GenBank genome assembly.
UUUAUAUAUAAGCACGAUAGCUGUGUUUACGUGGAAAGACACCGCAGCGCAGGUUCUCCAGGUGUCGGUUAGGGAUUGCAUUGUCACGCAGGACAUGUCGCAGGGCACAGCGACGCCACUUAGGAAUGCGUUCGACGUAUUAAUGGCACACCGUGGCCAUACAACUAUUCCUACAAACAAAAAGUCGGCUGGGCGAGCGAAAAAGCAAACAACGGCAACUACUGAGCGACGGACAGCGUCGCAGCCACCCACUUCCACCUCAAUACGGAGCACUUCUGCUGUUACAGCAAAUAAAGUCACCAAUUCAGUUGAGGAGGUACCGGCUUCAACUGUAAAUGUUCAUGGGCGGAACCCGGAUUCCCAGGACAACUUAGCUGCAACUCACAGCUCAGCUAUCGAAGCUUACACUGGGGCGCUUACAGCUUCGACGGGUCAGGUUGCCGAAGCCACACAACCUUCAAUGGCUUCUCAUCCUGCGUCGCCCAUGGACCCAUCGGAGGGUCCCAGCACGUCCGGCCGCGAUGCGGAAGAGCCGCAAGCAAAGCGAGCACGGCUGUUGUCGCCGUUCCGUGGUCCUGGAACCCGGAAUCUUCCUCGUCAGGUCCACGACUUUUUUCUCGUACUUGACCUGGAGGCCACGUGUACCAAGCGCCGCGACCUCUUCCCAGUCGAGAUCAUCGAGGUCAGCGCGGUGCUGCUGCCCGGCUGCAACCCCUCCCUGGACGCCAGCCUGGGGGAGUUUCAGUCCUACGUGCGACCCACGGUUCACCCCACCCUGGAUCCCUUCUGCGUGGAGCUCACAGGCAUUCAGCAAGACCAGGUGGACUCUGCUCCGCUCCUGUCGGACGUGUUGCUCCGGUUCCAAGGCUGGCUGGCCGAGCGGGGCGCCUUGCGUGAGGGUGUGUCACUGCUGCCCGUCACCUGGACCGAUUGGGACCUCAAGAUUUGUUUGGAGACGGAAUGCGAGUGGCGGCAGCUGGCGCGCCCGCCCUACCUGCGCCGCUGGUGCAACCUGAAGCGACUCUACACCAACCGCUACCGGCGCACGAGCAACCUGCGCAAAUGCGUGGAGGCGCUAGGCCUCCGCUGGCAGGGUCAGGAGCACAGCGGUCUGGAUGACUCACGCAACACGGCGGCGCUGCUGGGGCGCAUGGUGCAGGACGGCUGCGUGCUGCGAGUCACCGACAGCUUCAAGGAGGGGCCGCAGCAGGAGCAUCUGGGGGGGACAGGGCAGCAGCAGUCGCAAGGUUCUCAGCCGCGGCAGCAACAAGCGGCCGAUCGAGAGCAGCAGCAGCAGCAGUUGCCGGACGCUCCUGUCCACAUUAAUGGUGGAGAUGAGGUGGGGGAAGGCGGCCGCAGCGGCGGUGGCAGCAAGGGGAUGCUGCGACAGACCGUCUUGACGCUCACGCCGGCGCGGUCCUCAGCUGCAACAGCAGCAGCGUCUUCCCCGCCGCAGCCGCCGCACUCAGUCAUCGUUACGCCGCCAACCGUUACACAACGAACAACCACCCCAACGGCAGCAACAGCAGCAGCCCCAACGACCGGCGCCUCGGAGGCAGCCACCGUUGUUGCAGCUACCACCACAACCAUAACUCCGUCGUCUCCCACGGCGUCAUCAGCAGCAGGGCCGGUGACGGUAGCGGCGGUAGCGACGGCGGCGGCUGUUGAACUUCCCUUGUACGACAAUUCUGGUCGUUGGUUAGGUCGUUGUCGUUGCGGAGUGGCGGCGCAUUUCCGUACAACCAAAAAGCCGGGGGCAAACCUGGGUAGGCAGUUUUACAGCUGUGGCCGGUGGAGCAUCUCGGACCGAUCCAAGCAGUGCGAUUUCUUCGUUUGGGCAGAUCAGUUGGAGUUGGCGCCGGGGGUUGGAGCGGCUGGGAAGGCAGGCAGGGACAAGGGCGCUCCGAUCGGCAAGGGGCAGGGCUCAGCUGGGCCCUCAUCGAGUGGCAAGGGGAACAGCAAGAGGCGGGGUGGCGGGAAGUAAAGAGGCGGCAGAAGGGAGGGAGGAGAGCAUGCUCGUUUAGACCCGGCGCUGCAAGACGCGGUUUGCGCUGUAGAAGCGGAGACCAGUAAUGCAUUGUAGAGGUAUCAUACUGACGAGCGGAGUUGUGUUUUCCUAUUUGAUUAUAGCUUUGUAGGAGUAGCAGGACGAAAAGGUUGUGUCUAGAGUCGUAGACGAGGGGUUUCGGAGCUUGGGCGCCCAGUGGAGCCCAGCCGAGCCAGUACGGCCGCUUCCUGCCUCCACUUUGCUAUGUGGCUGUCCGGCUGUGGACUUGCUGCCUUUCAUUAGGACAUGGCAUAGGAAUGAUCUACUGCAGAUAUAAGAAACGACGGAACCAAUCGGAAGAGCCUUACCAAGCAAUGAGUCUGGUGUUGUAAGCAAACGGAAAAAUCAGGCAAGACUUACAGUGCAG